ACACACCUACACACUCACCUGAGUUUCUGCAGUUUGUCGUCUGCCCCCAUGUUGUUUUAUGCAAAAAGAGUGCGUCUGGAUAGGACACACUGUAGGCCUUAUGCAAAUCACCUGUCUAUCAGCUUGUGUGGGAUCGUGAAAAAGGUGAAUACCUCUCCCUGGACCCACUUGUGCCAAAUGUUGAAGUUUCUCUGUAACCUCCUGCAUGUAUCUUGCUCCUUCUUCCAUUCAUGACCGACUCAGGAUUGUUGAAGAAAUAAAGAGAAGCACGGUCAGAUUCUCCUGUUUUGAAGAUAUUAAGAUGAGCACAGAGGCUGUUGAGCAGAGGGAUCCUCAGCAUGAACACGCAGAAAUCGAACAAAAUGGCAUUGACUUCACAAGACAGAUAAAGACCGAGGACCUGAACGAUUCUCCUCACUCCGCCUCGUCGCAUAAGACAUGCCAUCUCACGCAGGGUUCACCAGCUCCUACAGGGCAGCUGCCUGGGGACUUGCCAUCACUGCACCCACUUCCCCAGCUGGUCCUCAUGUCUGGCUCACACCUUUCCUCAUCUUCACCUUUCCUCCUGUCCCAGGCUCAAACCGGACACCAAGCACUACUGCAGCCGAAUCUCCUGUCCUUGCCCUCUCAGUCCCAGCCUAGUCUCCUGCAGCACCAGCCUGGCCUGGCCCUCACACCUCAGGCCAUGGGUCGAACAGGCUUGGCUGGGUCCUCCAUGGAUGCACACUUGGACAUGCCCCACUUACAGGUGCCAAAGCACGUAGGUGCUUCGCAACAGGACGAACCAAGUGACCUGGAGGAGCUGGAGCAGUUUGCCAAGUCCUUCAAACAAAGACGCAUCAAGCUGGGCUUCACACAGGGAGAUGUGGGUUUGGCUAUGGGGAAGCUCUAUGGAAAUGAUUUCAGUCAAACCACAAUUUCCCGCUUCGAGGCUCUUAAUCUCAGCUUCAAGAACAUGUGCAAGCUCAAACCAUUGCUGGAGAAGUGGCUCAGUGAUGCUGAAAACUCACCCUCGGACUCGAUGGCUAAUCCUGCCACUUUACCACCUCUUAUGGAAGGAUAUGGGAGGAAAAGAAAAAAGAGAACGAGUAUUGAGACCAACAUCAAGCUCACGUUGGAGAAACGCUUCCUAGAUAAUCCCAAACCAAACUCAGAGGAGAUCACGCUGAUUUCGGAGCAGCUUUCGAUGGAAAAGGAAGUGGUGCGGGUGUGGUUCUGCAACCGACGACAGAAGGAGAAGAGGAUCUAUUGCCCAAUUGCCACCUCACCUAUAAAAUCGCACAACUACAAUGCCAGACUACCUGCAUCUAACAGACCAUUCAGUCCUCUUGCUUCAGGAGGCGUGUCGAGCAGCUCGUCUCCUAACAGCCCGAGUCGUGGCUCUUCUCCCAACACUCUGUCUUCGUCCUCUAGUCCUCUGACAUCACAGGGGGUCAAUCAAUCCUUCAAUACCCCUGGGUCCUGGUAUCGUUGGAACAGUCCUGCGUAUCACCACUGAGAAUCGUCAAGAAUCCCAACCCUUCAUAAAGUGAAAAUUAAAUGUUUACAAGUUUGUUUGGACAGGAAAUGAAACAAUGCUCUGAUUUAUACAUUUAGGCACUGCUGGAGUCCUGAAGUUUCAUAGCUACAUGUUGGAAGAAAAAAAAAAACCAAAAAAACAAAAGCAAUCCCUGUCUCCUUCAUUCAUUUCAGCUAUAAUGAUACAUUUCAUUCAUCUGUUCAUAUGAAGAUCAAACAGCAGGUCUAUCAGACAUUUCAGGUUUAUAUAUAGUGAUGUUAAAUCCACAGUUCUGCAAGGCUUACAGAGAUAUUACAUUUUAAAGACAAUGUUUACAUAUCUAUUCUCAUCUUUAGCCCAUAUUUUAGCAUAAUAUAUUGAGAUCACAUUAGAUGACUUGAGCACACUAGCGACAGUAACAAUUUAAACUAUGCAAAUAUUUCAAGCAUCAGAUUUUUUUUUAAAUUUCAUUUAAAGUGUGUCUUUAUCACUGACUUCACUAUGUAGCAUUUAUUAUUGCAGUCAUAACAUUUUCAGUCUGGACCUAGAAGGCUCGUUAAGUCUUAAACAGUUUCCUAUUUUAUAAUAAAUGUCUGUCUGGUUUUUUUUCCCCAAGUUAAACUCUUCUGAACAUGCUUUUGGAUCUGGAAGUAAUAUGUAGUGGAAAAGGGUGUUUGAUAUUUUUUUCCCUGCCUUUUCCUUAUGAAGUGGUCCAAAGCAUUUGAAGUGCUGUAAUUUUCACACUUUGCCUUUGACGUGAUUAUGUGUCACUGUUGUUUGUUUUGCAUGUUUUUUUUUUUUUUGUGAUGUGUAAUAAUUUUUUGUAAUGCAAAUGUGUUGUACAUUUAAAUGCUGGGCAUGACUGUAUGUUUAACUGUUUGACACAUUAAACAGAUUAAUCAUG
This is a messenger RNA of Neoarius graeffei (lesser salmon catfish), 2402 nucleotides long. It is a transcript of the gene pou2f3, whose product is annotated as POU class 2 homeobox 3. The transcript has 13 exons. Lineage: Eukaryota; Metazoa; Chordata; Actinopteri; Siluriformes; Ariidae. Gene Ontology annotation, molecular function: RNA polymerase II cis-regulatory region sequence-specific DNA binding; DNA-binding transcription factor activity, RNA polymerase II-specific. Gene Ontology annotation, cellular component: nucleus. Bases 206 to 1498 code for a protein of 430 amino acids. Gene Ontology annotation, biological process: regulation of transcription by RNA polymerase II. The record is from RefSeq and is a predicted model, not a curated record.